GGGGGCCACCACCCGCCUCACCAAAGGAUAUGCAUCUCUCUGGAAAGGAUGCCUGACACUUUACACAGGACGAGGUGGUGAGCUGCACAAAAUUGGGGAGUUCUGCAUGGUAUACUCAGAAGUGCCAAACUUCAGUGAGCCCAACUCAGAACAUAUCGGGCAGAACAAGCUGGCACAGGGUGAACAGAAUAAUAGUUCUGCAUCAAGUAAUAUGGGUUCUUGUACUUUUGGGCCACUGGGAAAUGGUUUACAAACUGGACCUGAAUCUGGAUUUCCAUUUACAUAUAAUCAUGGCCCCACUUACACAGGUAGUGGGAGAGGCAAUGGGCGAGGACCUGUAAAUCCAGCACCAGCUAAUAGUGUUCAGCCUCAUCUCCCUGCUGUCAGUAAUGGGAGGGACCCACGCAGAGCCUUUAAAAGAUGACUAUGCCAAAUGUGGUUGUACAGCUUGCUUAAAGUCCACACUCUACUUGAACACUUAUUGCACUUUUAUUUAUAGUUAACUGUGAACCAGUUU
Molecule: messenger RNA, 517 nt
Organism: Chaetura pelagica (chimney swift)
Lineage: Eukaryota; Metazoa; Chordata; Aves; Apodiformes; Apodidae
Gene: NABP1
Product: nucleic acid binding protein 1
Exons: 5
Coding region: 107-424 (105 amino acids)
Source: RefSeq, a predicted model, not a curated record